Molecule: messenger RNA, 1380 nt
Organism: Venustampulla echinocandica
Lineage: Eukaryota; Fungi; Ascomycota; Leotiomycetes; Helotiales; Pleuroascaceae
Exons: 5
Coding region: 1-1380 (459 amino acids)
Biological process (GO): rRNA base methylation
Cellular component (GO): nucleus
Molecular function (GO): 23S rRNA (adenine(1618)-N(6))-methyltransferase activity
Source: RefSeq, a predicted model, not a curated record
AUGUCAGCACCUACCCCUACGUCUACAUCGUCGAAUAUCUACAAGGAAGAUGUAGAUUUUGCAGAGCUGGCCCUGCAAGAUGCCGAAUUUGCCAAGGUGCUGAAGCCAAAUGGACAACUAGAUUUUAGUAAUCCCGAAUCAGUAAAGCAGCUAACCACAGCCUUGCUGAAGAGGGAUUUCGGCUUGAAGAUCUCGCUGCCUCCUGAUCGACUCUGUCCACCAGUCCCAAACCGAUUGAACUAUUUGCUUUGGAUUCAGGGACUACUGGAUACAACUAGCAGUAAUUAUUCAGAUGCUUAUGACCCCCAAAGAGAGGUCUUUGGACUUGACAUUGGCACGGGAGCAAGCUGCAUUUAUCCCAUGAUAGGAUGUACACAACGUCCAAAAUGGAGGUUUGCUGCUACAGGUAGACCGAGAAAUUCCCUUAUAACCUUGAAGCUUUUACGAAUAAUACUAUUAGAUAUCGACGAGAAGAGUCUGCAAUUCGCAACGCAGAAUAUCGAACAGAACGGAUUACAGAAUCGGAUCAAGCUUCUUCAAACGCAGAGGAGUGAUCCUCUACUGCCUCUUGAUAUUAUGAGAAUUGAAAACAUCGACUUCAGCAUGUGUAACCCCCCAUUCUACGAAUCAAAGGCAGACAUGCUCACCUCUGCUGCCGUGAAGCAACGCCCGCCAUUCACAGCAUGCACGGGAUCAGAAAACGAGAUGGUCACCCCCGGUGGAGAAGUUGCCUUUGUAUCGCGUAUGAUUAACCAGAGUCUUGUUCUACGAGAGCGGGUCCAGUGGUAUACGUCCAUGCUCGGGAAGUUCUCGAGUCUGGCUACUCUAAUCGAGGAACUCAAGAAGAAUGGCAUUGAGAAUUAUGCGGCUACUGAGUUCGUGCAAGGUAAUCGGACGAGGAGGUGGGCGAUCGCAUGGAGCUUUGAUGAUCUGAGGCCUCGAAUGGCUUUCUCCAGAAAUGUGAAUAGCAUCCCGAAGACCUUGCUGCCGUUUCCUUCCGAAUAUCACAUCGCGUUUGGCAGUAGUAGUGAUACUGGAAAAGUCAGCCAACAUAUCAAUGACGUUCUGUCUGGGCUCCCUCUGAAGUGGAUGUGGAAGCCCAGCAUCUUAGUAGGUGUGGGUUUCAGCGACAAAGCAGUAUGGUCGCGCGCGGCCCGCCGGCAUAUGGCUAAGAAGGGACAAGAAGGCUCUGAAGAAGAAGAAGAAGAGGAUGACGAUACAGAUAUAGCGUUGGGAUUCAAGAUCUAUGUCGAAGGAGUCGCAGAAUCAGAGACAUUGAAUAGGGUCACGGUUCGAUGGAUAAAAGGGCAUGACAAUGUGCUUUUCGAGAGUUUUUGCGGGAUGGUGAAGAGAAAGAUAGAUGAAGUAAUCAGAAAUUAA